This is a messenger RNA of Melitaea cinxia (Glanville fritillary), 939 nucleotides long. RefSeq lists its product as uncharacterized. The coding region runs from base 1 to 939 and encodes 312 amino acids. NCBI's taxonomy places the organism in Eukaryota, Metazoa, Arthropoda, Insecta, Lepidoptera, Nymphalidae. The transcript has a single exon. The record is from RefSeq and is a predicted model, not a curated record. Gene Ontology annotation, molecular function: 3'-5' exonuclease activity; nucleic acid binding.
AUGAGACCCACGAUGGAGAAAGCUAUUAACGCAACGUGCACGAGAAAUGAGUUUAUUCCUAAGCCUGCUCCACCCCAACUAUCGAUCGAAAUCGUCAUUGUUGACACCGAAACCACGGGUUUUGAAGCAAACGCUGAUAUCGUGCAUAUUGCUGCUAAGUGUGGUACUCAAUCGUUCCAAGCGUUUAUGAUUCCUCAACAGCCCAUCCAUGCCAAGGCUUCGGAAAUAUCUGGUUUUUCUGUCGAAAAUGGUUAUCUGCUAUAUUUUAAACAGAGAGUAGAAACUACUCCAUCAGUCACAGCAGCCAAUGACUUCGUCAACUUUUUAUGCGGUUUAAAUUCGCAAAUUUUGAUCGUCGGACACAAUAUCAUCAGGUUCGAUGCUCCCUUGAUAUUGCGGUGGUUGGAAAAACACGAUUUGCUCGAAAAAAUGUGUUCGAUCACAUAUGGUUUUACAGACACAAUGCCACUACUUCGACAAGGAAAAAUAUCAAAGCAAGCUGUGCUAGCAAAACAAUACCUCACAAGCCCGGAGUGGAAAUUAUUUCAUGAAAAAGCUCACAAUGCAUUAACCGAUUGUUACGUUCUAAACGGUCUUUUGGAACAUUUUGAAAUAAGUAAUGAAGUUCUCAUAAGUAGAGCUGUGUCAUUAAAAGCAUUUUUAGAGCGACAGGCAAUGUUGCGGAAGCAGAAUGCUCAACUUCGAUUUCUUCGUCCAAUGGAAAAUGCUGUUUCUGAAUACAUGUUGAACAAAAUGGCACGGCAGGGUGUAACCAUGGAGGGACUAGUAAGAGAAUAUAAGCUCCAUGGAGAUGAAGGUAUCAAAGUCUAUCUUGGUGAGCCAGUGAAUGGGAAACCAAGAAUAACAACAAAUAACAGAAUCGUACAAAAUGUGAUAGAGCGCGUGAAAAAUUUUCUCGCGAAAAAGAGCACAAAUUAA